This is a messenger RNA of Acanthopagrus latus (yellowfin seabream), 2550 nucleotides long. RefSeq names its product ATP-binding cassette, sub-family B (MDR/TAP), member 8 (gene abcb8). Gene Ontology annotation, molecular function: ATP binding; ATP hydrolysis activity; ABC-type oligopeptide transporter activity. The transcript is spliced from 16 exons. The record is from RefSeq and is a predicted model, not a curated record. Gene Ontology annotation, biological process: transmembrane transport. Bases 125 to 2251 code for a protein of 708 amino acids. Lineage: Eukaryota; Metazoa; Chordata; Actinopteri; Spariformes; Sparidae. Gene Ontology annotation, cellular component: membrane.
UACAGAAAUGCACUCUGGGUCAGAGCCAAGAUGGCAGCCUGCAGGUUGCCUGUGGAUUACUGUACGGCUUAACGAUUCAUUUGAUCUAAUGAGUGUUUUUUAAAUAGAAAAUUAAGCGUGAAUUAUGUUCCAGCUACUCUGUUGUAGAGCAAACAUUACUGCUCCGGUGCGGUCACUGUCGUUAUACCCGCGAACCAGUAAGACAGCAGAGAUAUGGAGACUUGCACGGUGGUACACAUCUCCAGGAUCGAAAGCUCACAGCUCCUCUCAGCAGCCUGGAAAUGCCGUCAGCCGUUUUUGGAGCCUCACUCAGAGAGCUGUCCGCUGCUCCACCACCCGAACAUCCAAGACCCCAGGAGUGGCUCUGAAAUUCAUCCUGGGACCGGCGGCGCUCACUGUCUCCGCACGACUGUUUUGCCACGUAGCUUACUGCGAGGCAGAUGAGAAUAACAACAUCCCUGUGGAGGUUGUAGCCAAAAACCCUGUGCCUGAGUUCAAAUGGCAUAUCCUGUGGGAGUUUGUAAAGCCUCAGUUGUUUGCUCUCCUUGGUGCUGUUGUGCUUGCCUUUGGCGCAGCUAUCUUGAAUAUAAAAAUCCCCUUGAUGCUUGGCGACCUGGUGAAUGUUGUGGCAGGCUACCUGAGAGAACAUACAAGGAAUUAUGUCCAGGAGAUAAGAGGUCCAGCGCUAAAAUUACUUGCAAUGUAUGGUCUCCAAGGCCUGCUGACAAGUGGCUACAUCAUCCUGCUUUCCAGGGUGGGGGAGAGAGUGGCAGCAGACAUGAGAAAAACCCUUUUUGCAUCUUUACUGAGGCAAGAUGUGGCUUUCUAUGAUGCCAAUAAAACUGGACAGCUGGUGAAUCGCUUGACUGCUGACAUUCAGGAGUUCAAGUCAUCCUUUAAACUUGUCAUCUCUCAGGGCCUGCGGAGUAUCACGCAGACAGUUGGAUGUUUCGUUUCUCUUUAUCUCAUCUCCCCCCAACUGACAGGCUUGACAGUAGUUGUCCUCCCUUGUCUUGUGGGAGCAGGGGCACUCUUUGGCUCAUUCCUCCGCAAACUGUCGCGUCUGGCUCAAGAACAGGUGGCAAAAGCAACCGGAGUGGCAGAUGAGGCACUUGGCAAUGUGCGGACAGUGAAAGCUUUUGCGAUGGAGGAGCGGGAGCUCCAGUUAUAUGCAUAUGAGGUUGACAAAUCAUGUGACUUGAAUGAAAAUCUUGGUGCUGGAAUAGCAGUUUUCCAAGGACUGUCAAACAUCACCCUGAACUGCAUUGUCCUUGGAACCAUUUUUGCUGGAGGGACUUUAAUUGCGAGCAGUGAAAUGUCCCCUGGAGACCUCAUGUCUUUCCUGGUUGCCUCCCAGACUGUUCAGAGGUCACUGGCCAGUAUCUCCAUCCUUUUUGGACAGAUGGUGAGAGGAAUAAGCUCUGGUGCUCGGGUUUUUGAAUACCUGUCUCUGAAGCCGACUAUUCCACUGUCCGGAGGAGGACGCAUCCCGUACCAUUCUCUGACAGGAAGAGUGGAUUUCAUGGACAUUUCAUUCAGCUAUCCAACAAGACCUGGCCAUCAGAUCCUGUCGAGGUUCAACUUGACACUGCCACCGUCUAAAACCGUUGCAAUUGUUGGAGAAUCUGGAGGAGGGAAGUCCACAGUGGCGUCCUUGCUCGAGCGUUUCUACGACCCAACCAGCGGCGUUAUCAUGCUGGACGGACUUGACAUUCGAACCCUUGAUUUGUCCUGGAUGAGGGGGCAGGUCAUUGGAUUUAUCAAUCAGGAGCCGGUUUUGUUUGGAUCGUCCGUCAUGGAGAACAUCCGCUUUGGGAAGCCUGGGGCCACAGAUGCUGAGGUCAUUAACGCAGCCAAGCAAGCCAAUGCUCACCGCUUCAUUACAGCUUUCCCAGACGGCUAUAACACCAUUGUUGGUGAGCGAGGUGCAACGCUAUCAGGUGGCCAGAAACAGCGCAUCGCCAUCGCCCGCGCCCUGAUCAAGAACCCCAGCAUCCUGGUGCUGGACGAGGCCACGAGCGCCCUGGAUGCAGAAUCAGAGCGCGUUGUGCAGGAGGCCCUGGACAGGGCCACGAGGGGUCGUACUGUGCUUAUCAUCGCCCACCGGCUGAGCACCAUCCAAGGGGCCGACCUCAUUUGUGUCAUGAGCAACGGCCGCAUUGUGGAGGCUGGGAGUCACUUGGAGCUGCUGAGCAAAGGAGGACUUUAUUCUGAUCUGAUCCGCAGGCAAAGAGCUGAGGGGCAGAAAUGAACACGCACCAAAAGUUGUUUACUGUAGCUCUACAGUGAGACUGCCAAGAGUAAUGAAAUUCAUAGGGAAGUCUUGCCUGAACAGAUAAUUUAUUUUAAACAGGUAAUGUAAAUUCAGAAACUAGUUUUAUGGUAAACUGUAUGUAAAUGUGUAAGCGGACCAACUGGAUCAACAAACCACACUACUGUACAGUAUCUUAGUGAAAUGGACAUUUCAUAACACUGUUUUUCGCUUAUCCUGUACAGAAUUAUAAAUUACAAUGUAAGAGAAGAAAGAAUUAAACUUUGCUUUAAUGAGAA